Messenger RNA from Mycosarcoma maydis (corn smut), 2136 nucleotides. RefSeq lists its product as uncharacterized. The transcript has a single exon. Gene Ontology annotation, molecular function: phosphatidylinositol-3-phosphate binding. NCBI's taxonomy places the organism in Eukaryota, Fungi, Basidiomycota, Ustilaginomycetes, Ustilaginales. The coding region runs from base 1 to 2136 and encodes 711 amino acids. The record is from RefSeq and is a predicted model, not a curated record.
AUGGAGGCCGAAUUGUCCAAAGAGCUGCGCGAAGCUGCUGACCAACUCCUGGACAUAGUGGCACCCAUCCAAGCAUCCGCAUUCCCACCUUCGCCCCACCUUCAACAGAGACGUCAACAGGCCACCCCGAAAAACAUUGCCAACGCUGUUUCCCCACUCAGAGCUGCUACGUUCUCGGCUAAUUCCAAGAUCGAGGUACUCCACUCGCCCUCUGACCUAAGGCCUUGGCAAUGGCCUGCGGCUCCAUCCUCCGCUGCAAGCAACCAACUGCGUACCCACGGCAGUCCAUCUACAACUGCUGCACAGCCCUCGCAUGAGCCAAUCCAGAUUGAACUUGGCUCCAAUUUUGUAGAUGACCCGGAUGAUCAUCUUCCUUCGCGCGGCCUGAGCAGUCGCGUUCGAUCCGUCAAGGCUGCUGCAACCCACCAGCACGACCAUGUAGCCCCGCAAGUCCUAUCAACUCAUCUUACGGAAUAUUCCGAUCCACAGUACAAACCUCCAUCACCUAGCAAACUCAGGGUACGCACUCCGAUCAAUGACAUCUACAUCAAUCAGUACGGUGAACGUGUUGUGCAAGGCAAGGUCGUCGGUCGCACCCUCGGCGGCAGACCAAAGCCUGUGUCUCAUGAUCGCGAUACUCUGCACACGACCAAUGACAGCAUUAUAGAUCGAUCACUCUCAUUUCCGACUCAGUCGACGUCCCCGCUGCCGGCAUCUGAGCGUUUGGCCGGAACCGCAAAUACAUCAAGCCCUCCACCAUUCUUCCUCGAGUCGUUUCCAGACGCAUUCCAGCCUAAAGCCAGCACGAGUACUGCAAGAUCUCCAUCACCAGAAAAAAAUUCAGAGCGGAGGCCAUCCAAAGGUGGUCCACCGACCAUCCUUAAAGCCCCUUGUGCAGUGGCAGGCGCUCUAACCCUGGCGCAAUUUGACCAUGUUGAAGACGCUUCAUUGCUACCAGAUGCAAGCUUUCGAACAGCUUCUGACUUUGACUCGCCAACUCCCAAAUUAUUCAAGCAGCUGUCACUCUCACCGAGACCCAGAAAAGCGAGGUUAUCGUCCGAAACCUCGACCAGGCCCGAAGGCGAGGAUCUGACGGCUGGACUGAGUGGCUUACAGUUGCACAAUACAGACCGGGCCAGCAGCCCUGUAGACCACAAAGACUCAGCGUUUUUGACCCCCAGCGGAGGCGUAGCGUCCAUGGAUAGUGCAAGGUCAAAGCUCGGUCUGCCUUCCUUUCGUCGACCAACACCGACCAUCGAGCUGAGCCAGGCGAAAGCGGAGCCCGUCGUUUUGCAUGGCAAUCGAAGGCAAGCUAUCGCGUCAGGUGCUGUUCAGUCGCAAGACGAAACGAGUAGCAGUGGCGCUUCCGGAUACGCCUCACCAGCUGUCUCACCGCCGACAUCGUCCAAAGCCUUGCCAAACGUUCAAAGCGGAGUACAACAUAUAGGAUCAACUUACGAGUACGCCCCGUCAAGCAUGCUCCCACGACUCGAGUCAGCUUCGGAGCCUUCAAGUCUGCUUUUGCCUCCACAUCGCAGUCGCGUUAUACACGGGAAUUGUGCAAGAGAGGACGACCAAGCCGACGCGAACGACUACGUUGACCAUGUCGACAAUGCAUCCCUUGAAUCGGCGCCUUCCUCGCUUGUCUCGCUGCCAGUUUCGAACCUGACCUCGUCUUCGCGCUCUCUCAGUCAUCACAGUCUAGAGCGACGACGCAGUGGCGGCAGUACUUUCUCAUAUAGGCGGCGUCAAUCGCCGUCCUCGAUGCGCCGUUCUACCUCGGACGUUUUUGCGCGCGAGAUCCGUAUUCGAGGCUGGUCCGAAGUCGGCUCGCAAGCACGCGGCUGGGUGGUCUUCGAGCUGCGCAUCAUCACGAAACAGGGUACGCCGAUCAUCGCGCACAAACGCUUCUCGUCGUUUGUCAAGUUGCGCACCACGCUGCUCGACGAGUGCAAGGACCAGGCAAAAUGGUUGCCCCAGUUGCCAACGCGAAGAACGGGUCUCCUGAGCAAAUAUGAUGCAAAGUAUCUGGAAAAGCGGAGGAGAGCUCUGCAGAGGUGGUUAGAGGUCGUAGCGCUAGAUAGGGUGUGGGGCGCGAGCGAGGCGCUGAGAGACUGGGUGUUGGCGAGUGAAUAG